AUGAAGUCGCGGAUCCCAUUGGCCACACCUGACGCCGAUUUGGUCAGAGGAAUGGCACAGCUCUCGAUGUCCCAGAAGAUACCCAAUGGGACGGUAGUUCAUUUAGAUCACGCCUACUUUAAAAAACAAAUUUUUGAAUCUGAAUACAUUGACGCGGAUUACGUGCAAAAAGUAUUGCUCUCGUAUAGGAGUAACGCAAAUGAUUGGAAAAAGUUUGCUUACUUUGAUGAGUACAGAUAUACAAGAAAUCUUGUGGACAACGGUAAUGAUAAAUACAAUCUAAUGCUUUUGUGUUGGUCUGAAGGACAGGGAUCAGUGAUUCACGACCACUCAGACGCUCAUUGCUUUAUGAAAAUGCUUUCGGGAAGCCUUCACGAAACCCGAUAUGAAUGGCCCGACUCUACCACUGAUUUAAACCAAAUGAAAGCGAUUGAUGAAAACCAACUCAAGACUAAUGAUGUCGCCUAUAUUAAUGAUUCAAUUGGUUUACAUCGAGUGGAGAACCGAAGUGACAGUUGGAAAGCCGUGUCAUUGCAUCUCUAUUCGCCCCCUUAUUCUAAAUGCCAAGUCUUUGAUGAGAGGACUGGACUUAGAAAUCAGGCGAAAGUAACUUUUUAUAGUAAAUAUGGAAACAAAAAGACCUAUUUGUAUAAGCAAUUCAAACAGUUGCACGAAUUUGUAAAACCUUAA
Oppiella nova is the source of this 690-nucleotide messenger RNA. The record is from the annotation of a GenBank genome assembly. Lineage: Eukaryota; Metazoa; Arthropoda; Arachnida; Sarcoptiformes; Oppiidae.